UAUAUAUAUAUAUAUAUGGUCAGAGAUCAACAAACAAAUAAGAUGAAAUUGACAACAAUCAAUAGUAUGUUAUGGAUGAAAGAAAGAAAAGAGAGUAAUACAUACUACUAAUAUACAAAGCUAUGAGAGUGAUUCACAAAAACCACCAAAUUUUGUUCGAUUAUUGCAUGACACGGUGGAAUGAGGUGUGCCAUCAUUUGACCGGUUGAUAACUAACCACAAUCAGUUUUUUGUUGAUUUUUUAACGCCGAAGAAGCAUUUGCCGAUUUAAACUUGUGUAUUUUGGUUGAGAUCGAGAUGUUUCAAUAUGGGCCAAAUCCGAUUUAUCAAUGGGCCUAAUAAUGGGCUUAAAACAAAUAAGGGAUGUGUUGUAUCGACUUCCCACGCUUUUGUUGGUGUCUCUAUUUCUCUUCCUCUUCCUCUUAAGGCCCGGCCCAUGGCUAAAGUUGAUGAAGCUAGGGUUUUAAGCAUCACAGAUAUAAAAGAAUUUAGAGGCAGUCGUUUCCAAUAUCUCCCUGUGGCACAGCGGUUAAGGCUCCUCAUAUCUCCCUUUGAAAGGUUUCAGGUUCGAGCUCGUUGCCAUACAAUAUUUUGAGUCUCCUCCUCAACUUAUUGAACUCUUGUCGUUUCGUCGUCCCUUUCCGAAUUUCUGCUAACUUGAGAGGGGUCAUGGUGUGGUGUAACCAUUGUGCGAAGAAUGUUCCCGGAAUUCGCCCCUUCGACGGUGGUUUGGCAUGUGAUUUAUGUGGGAGGAUAUUGGAAAACUUCAAUUUUUCUGAUGAAGUUACAUUCGUUAAGAAUGCGGCUGGACAGAGCCAAGCGUCAGGUAACAUAGUGACGAGUGUUCAGAGUGGGAUUCCAAGCUCACGUGUACGAAGAUUUAGAAUAGCUAGAGAUGAGUUUAGGAAUUUGAAAGAUGCCUUGGGAAUUGGUGAUGAAAGAGAUGAUGUGAUUGACACGGCUGCCCGAUUCUUUGAAAUGGCAACUGAACAAAACUUCACCAAAGGGCGCAGAACUGAACUUGUACAGUCUUCCUGUCUCUACUUGACUUGCAGAGAAAAGAAAAUUCCGUUUCUACUUAUUGAUUUUUCAAGCUACCUUCGAGUUAGCGUUUACGAGUUAGGUUCUGUGUACUUGCAACUCUGUGAAAUGUUCUACCUUGUGCAAAACGGGAACUAUGAGGAGCUUGUUGAUCCUUCAAUCUUCAUUCCUCAAUUCAUGAACAACUUAUUGAAAGGUGCACACAAUAUAGCAAAAAAUGUCUUGGAUAAGGUCUUGGGUACGGCUACAAACAUUAUAUCUAGUAUGAAGAGAGAUUGGAUGCAGACCGGCCGGAAACCAAGUGGAAUAUGUGGAGCAGCAAUUUACAUAGCUGCACUUUCUCAUGGUAUCAUGUGCUCUAGGGCAGAUAUUGCAAAAAUUGUGCAUAUGUGUGAAGCAACAAUAACCAAAAGAUUGGAUGAGUUUGCUAAUACCGAGGCUGCAAGUUUAACUGUUGAUGAGCUUGAUAAAAGCGAAAAUAUAUUGCGUGAAAAACCUUUUAGCCCAAGACCAAAUUCUGACGAAGGAGUAGUGAACUGUAAGCAUAAGGAUUUAAAACGUUUUGGUUUCGGAUUAUGUAAGAGCUGUCACGAUGCUUUCAUGAAAAUUUCUGGUGGAGUUGUUGGUGGGUCGGAUCCUCCUGCUUUCCAGCGAGCAGAGAAAGAGAGAAUGGAAAAAGCAGCUAGAGAAGAAAACGAGGGAGCAAUUGAGAAAAGUGAAGGAGAAACAGAUUGGGAUGCUGAAGCUCCGGAUGAAUCAGGCAAUCUUUCUGACCUCGAUGGUGAUGCUGAGGUGGAUGGCUGUUUUCUCAACGAGGACGAAAAGCUCAUGACGAAGAUCUCAUGGGAAUUAGAUAACAGAGACUAUCUUGAGGUGAAUCUUGAAGCUGUGGCGAAAUCUAGAAAGGAAAAGCGACAAAAACGUGCUGAGGAAGCAAAGAACGCGCCUCCACCAGCUACAGCCAUGGAAGCAGUUCGCAGAAUAGUUAAGAGAAAGAGACUCAGUGGAAUCAACUGCGAUUUUUUGGACGAGCUCUUAGAUAAUGUGCCAGCGGAGAAGUCACAGAAGAAACCGAGAACCGAGACAGUUACAGAGAAGAAGAAGGAAGAGCAUGAGAUUGUUGAAGAUGAAGAAGCAGCAUACGAGAUGAACACAGAUGAGAAAUUCUAUGAAGACGAAGUGGAAGAGGAAGAGGAAGAGGAUGGUUAUGAUUUUGGAUUGUACUAAUGAUACUUUAUAUUAUCUAGUUAUAUUUUGAUUCAUUUUUAUUUUGCCGGACUAGUUAAACAAAUUUGUGCAUUAGUAGUGUAGGAGUACCCAAAUUGGUGUUUACUAUCUUCUAGUAUGUCGAUUUGCCGAUUCUAGUAGUUUUAGUGCCA
Molecule: messenger RNA, 2420 nt
Organism: Arabidopsis lyrata subsp. lyrata
Lineage: Eukaryota; Viridiplantae; Streptophyta; Magnoliopsida; Brassicales; Brassicaceae
Product: transcription factor IIIB 60 kDa subunit
Exons: 17
Coding region: 670-2268 (532 amino acids)
Biological process (GO): transcription preinitiation complex assembly; transcription by RNA polymerase III; DNA-templated transcription initiation
Cellular component (GO): transcription factor TFIIIB complex; nucleus; transcription preinitiation complex
Molecular function (GO): RNA polymerase III general transcription initiation factor activity; RNA polymerase III type 3 promoter sequence-specific DNA binding; TBP-class protein binding
Source: RefSeq, a predicted model, not a curated record